AAGCACUGUCAGAGUUGAGGGCUGGGCUCAGGGUAGUCCAGAUGUUCGAGGAAGUAAAAGCGCAGGAGAGAGCGUUGAGGCUGCGCGUGCAGAGGGUGUGUGCCCCGUAAGCCCCAUAGACGUGGCAGCUCCGGGUAGGGACCGAGCUGGGGAGGCAGGCUCUCCUUUGCCCGGCUGGCCGCCAGUCCCGAGGGAGCCUUGCGCAGCUGGACAAUGCAUCAGUUCCCUUUGGGUGUCUAUCUCUUUCUAUUUUGGUCUUUUUCUGUGUGUACGUGCCCAUGUCACCCUCUCCGUCUCCUGCUUCCCUCCCAGGCUGGCCACCAUCCCUGGCUUUCUGCAGCUGUGAAUGGCUCAGCGGGGCAGGUGCCCCAGAGGCAGCUUCCGGAGGUGCUGGGCGGGGCCUGGGAACCACCUCAAGGGGUCGGGCUGCCCCUGCUAACUGUCAUUGUCACUGCCUUUGUCUUGCUGGCAGUCUGUAUCGUGGUGGCAGUCCACUGUGGGCCAAGGCUACACAAGGGCCAUGCCACUCUCGCCACAGAGCCACCAUCCCCAAAGCCAGAGGAUGGCAUCUCUCUCACCCACUGGCGAGUGCUGGGCCGUCAGGACAGUCACGAAGAUGCCCAGCAGGAACUUCCUGGCUCUGACUCCUGCCCUGUGCCAGAUGGGCCCAGGUUCAGCAUUGAUGAAGUCACAUUUCUGUAGGAGGGAGACUUUGGAAAGUUGGCCUGACCUGGCUCAGAACAAGAAACUGGACAGAGAAUUAGGGCAAAAGCAAAUUGGGGCCUGGGCUUCAGCGCUUCGGAAGGGCACACAUGGACUUAGCUGGAGCUGCCCUCUCAGCAGAGUAUUUAUACAGAAAGCCCUGUUGUGGACCAAAGAAAUAAAAGAAGCUUGAAUGCUGCUGUGAGCAUUCCCAGAGCCCAAUUUGUCCUUACAAACUUACCCCCUCCUCUUCAGGGACCACCAGACCACUGAACCUUCUUCUCUGAGUUUCUACUCCCCCCUCAACUCCUCAUCUCCUCCCCUUUUGGUGUCAAAGUGAGUCUAGCUUGGAAGAUUCCACCACCCACCCCACCCCUGUGCAGGGAUGUCAGAGGCUCCUGGUAGAGGACCCGUCCCCACAGCCUGUGAGGGCCAGCCACGGAGAGCCAAGGCAAAGA
Delphinapterus leucas (beluga whale) is the source of this 1160-nucleotide messenger RNA. RefSeq names its product small integral membrane protein 33 (gene SMIM33). NCBI's taxonomy places the organism in Eukaryota, Metazoa, Chordata, Mammalia, Artiodactyla, Monodontidae. The record is from RefSeq and is a predicted model, not a curated record.